Helobdella robusta is the source of this 837-nucleotide messenger RNA. RefSeq lists its product as hypothetical. The record is from RefSeq and is a predicted model, not a curated record. Lineage: Eukaryota; Metazoa; Annelida; Clitellata; Rhynchobdellida; Glossiphoniidae. The transcript has 2 exons. The coding region runs from base 1 to 837 and encodes 278 amino acids.
AUGAACACCAACAGUUUCCUGACGAGCAAACAAAUGAAGCCAACUCAACUGCUCCCUGCUGUCAGCUCAGUUGAAAGUCAACUCGGUAGUGGGAAUGGUAAAGAAGCAGCAGCAGCAGCAACAACAACAACAUCGUCAAGCAACCACAACAACGUUUACAACAACUAUUUUGUUGAAAAUCAGAAUAACGUUUAUGGUGUUCCCUCGCAACAACAUUACAGAAGCCAUAGCAAAGACAUUAACAACACUGUGUAUAACAACAUCGUCUCUAAUGGCAUGCACACAAAUGUAAAACCUGCCAGCAACAUUAAUGAUGAUGAUGCUUCGUCAUCCUCUACUUCUACAUCAGCCACAACACUAACAACGACAACAAACACGAAGAUGCCUCUUGAUGCAUAUUCGAACAAAAACUUUGCAGUUGAAAACAACGACAACAAGCUGUACAACCUUUCGAAUUUCCCCAACCAAAUCAUAUCGUACCAUCCACAGUACACAACAUAUCCAAACAUUCAAACGGGCUACCAACAUCUUCAGGCCAACAACAACAUCGCCAACAGCUUAAUCACCACAAACAGCAUCAACUACAACAACUACAACAAUUACAGCAACUUCGGCGAUCACUUUAAUGUCAUUUACGAAGACGACCUCGUGGAAAACUUCAAGCAACCAUCCUUUUCCGAACUGUUAGACCUCAUCUCCAACUCGGUCCUCAAUGAAAAUUCUAAAUUAGGAGAUCUUUCUAAACUUUUAUCAGAAGAGAUGGAAAAACUUGAACAGCGGAAGCACAAGAUCGCCGUUGUCAUAGGAUUUCAAUCAAACUGGAGUAGUCGCUUCUAA